Molecule: messenger RNA, 3260 nt
Organism: Nematolebias whitei (Rio pearlfish)
Lineage: Eukaryota; Metazoa; Chordata; Actinopteri; Cyprinodontiformes; Rivulidae
Gene: sfswap
Product: splicing factor SWAP
Exons: 19
Coding region: 148-2955 (935 amino acids)
Biological process (GO): mRNA 5'-splice site recognition; RNA processing
Molecular function (GO): RNA binding
Source: RefSeq, a predicted model, not a curated record
UCUAACAUGGCGACCCUCACUGGGUAACUUGUCGAAAACGUUGCGUAUUUUCAAAAAUUGGACAGUUUGUUAGCCAUUAGGUUAUCUAAAUCUACUAUAUAAUUACCAGUAAUCUGUAAGAUUAUCAAAUCUGUAUGUAUUUCCGCCAUGUAUCGCCGUGGAGCUGCAAAAAAAGACCACAACACCAAACCUGUGAAGAAGGACGUGAGUGACAGCGAUAAAUAUGCGGACCUCUUGGUUUUCGGCUAUGCCUGCAAACUGUUCCGAGACGACGAAAAGGCUAUUUACCACGAGCACGGAAAACAUCUUAUCCCAUGGAUGGGGGACAAGAGCAUCAUGAUUGAUAGAUACGAUGGACGUGGUCACUUACAUGACCUUUCAGAGUAUGAUAGCGGGUCAUGGAAUACAUCCUAUCAGCUGUCGGAGGAAGAGGCCAGGAUUGAGGCGCUGUGUGACGAGGAGCGGUACCUAGCUUUACACACCAACCUGCUGGACGAGGAGGCAAGACAAGAGGAGGAGUACAAGCGUCUAAGUGAAGCUCUGGCUGAUGAAGGCACUUACAAUGCAGUGGCCUUCAAAUACAGCGCUGACUACUAUGAUCCCUCACAACCUACAGAGGAGGAGGAUGCCAAAAAGGAGCAGGAGGAGGCUGAGCCAGAGGAGAAUGAAGAACCAUUUGUUGCUCCCGCAGGACUUGAUAUCCCACCUGAUGUGGAACUGCCAGCAACCAUCAAGACUCACAACAUCAUUGAGAGGACAGCCAAAUUUGUGUGCCAGCAGGGGGCUCAGUUUGAGAUUGUGCUGAAAGCGAAGCAGGCCAAUAACUCCCAGUUUGACUUUCUUCGCUUUGAUCAUUAUCUGAACCCGUAUUACAAGCACAUCCUGCGGGCCAUGAAGGAAGGUCGAUACAACCUUGCCUCUGACAAAAAACAGGAGCAAUCGCAGGCAGAAUCAAAUUCAGACGAUUCUGAUGAUGAUGGAGAUGGCAGCUACCUCCAUCCGAGUCUCUUUGCCCCUAAAAAGUGCUCUCGCCUGGAGGAGAUUACAAAGCCAUUAAAGAUUAUGGAUCCAGAUCAUCCCCUGGCAGCAAUUGUACUGAAAGCCCAAAAGGAAAGAAACGGCAUGGCAGCACCAGUCACGAACAUAGAGGAACCUAAACCCACUACAGUAACCCAGUACUCAGCUGACCCAAUUUAUUAUGGCUACUACAUGCUUCCAGAUGGUUCAUACUGCUUAGCCCCACCUCAACCAGGUGUAGAUGCCACCUCGUAUUAUAGCAGUAUGACUUCAGCUGCCAUUUCGGCUCCACCUUCUUCUGAAGCUUUGCUCCAAGUUGGGACAACUGCACCUGCUGAAACUGUCACAGUGGCAGCUCCACCUACAGCCGCCUCACAGGUCUCCAGUUCUGUUGCUGCUGCUGUAAACGUACCAGAAGUAAGCUCAAAGGUCGAAGCGCCGGUAUCCACACCAGCACCAGCCAUCAUUCCCCCACCGCCUGACAUCCAGCCAGUCAUUGACAAGUUGGCUGAGUAUGUUGUGAGAAAUGGUCUAAAGUUUGAGGCCAGCGUCCGUGCCAAGAAUGAUCCCCGGUUUGAAUUUCUGCAGUCUUGGCAUCAGUUCAAUACAUAUUAUGAGUUUAAGAAGAAUUACUUCAUGCAAAAGGAAGGGAAAGUAUUGCUGCAGGAUGGGACAGAUGACUGCAAUACACUUCAAACAGACAAGGAGGAGGAGUACAAGCUAACAAAAGCCUCUUUUGCCCCCAUCUCUUUCGCCAUCAAGCCAAAGGAAAAUGACAUGCUGCCUCUGGAGAAGAACAGAGUGAGACUGGAUGAUGACUCUGAUGAGGACAAGUUUUUGGACGAGAAAGGGCUGGAAGCUGUGAUGGGUGAAGCUUUGAUGAUGGACAAGGACCCUCCCCUGGUCAGUGCACCUGAAGAGAAAAAACCCAGCCUUAGUGUGGAAGAGUUGGAAGCAAAGCAAGCCAAGCUGAAACUGGAAGAUCGUCUGGCAGCUGCAGCCAGAGAGAAGCUGGCCCAGGCAGCUAAGGAGUCCAAGGAGAAACAGCUACAGGCGGAGAGGAAGAGGAAGGCAGCCCUGUUUCUGCAGGCCCUCCGCACCCCCGUCGCUGGCGAGCCUGAGGCCAAGAGAGCUGAGCUAGAGUCAUGUGCUCAAUUUGAGCUGGAAGAUGCCUUCUCAGCUCUGUCUGAUCUUGCACCUUCUCAAGGCUGUCAUCCAUCUGCUGUGCAGCCUCAAGAUCAAAGGUUCUUCCUGGAGAACCGUGAAGCCAACCGCACGAGGGGAACCCCAACCCGUUCGUCAUCAUCAGCCUCUCACACCAUGUCCAAAGACCGAGACAGAGAGAGGAAGAGGGAUAGAGAAAGAGAAAGAAAUCGGGACAGAGACCGAAAUAGGGACAGACUGAGAGACAGAGACAAAGAUCAGAACAAAGGAAGGGAUAAAGACAAAAAGAAGAAAAAGCACAGGAGGUCGAGGUCACAGUCGAGAUCGAAAAGCGGACCCUCACUUCCCACUGCCUACAAGAGAGGCCGAAGGUCCCGAUCUCGUUCACACUCCCCAGGGAGAAGGGACAGGAGGGGGCACUCGUCAGAAAGGAGACUUGAGGAGAGAAAUCGUUACCAUCACAGCAGUAGCUCCAGCAUGCCCAAGGGUCAUUCGAGAUCCAGGUCUCCUACUGAACAUAAAAGAAGUGUAUUGAAAGGACAGGUACAAGCUGUAGGUUCUUCUGUCUCAGCAUAUUCCUCACCCGGACUUUUGUCCCCAUCACCUAGCCCUGCAUCCAGCCUGGGCCACUCAAGGGGUGGUUCUCAAGAGAAAGACAGUGCUGUGUCUUCGUCCAUAGUGUCCUCUGUGCAGUCCAAAAUAACUCAGGAUCUGAUGGCCAAAGUGCGAGCCAUGCUUGCCUCCUCCAAAACCUUCCAGCCUCCCACUUCCUGAAAAAAGCUACUUGUGGCCACGUCGAACUCUGCCGCUCAAAGAGCGCUGUUCUCCAGCUUCCUGGAGAUCCAUCUGGCCCUGCAUUUGUGUCUGUCAGCUUUGUCUUCAUCUGAGAUAUAUAGUUUUCUUUCUACGUGAGUGUCAGCAGGGUCCGUUUCACUUCACUCUGUCCUCUGAAGUGUCAAACAGCCGAAGUAAGCCGGAGCUGUGGUGGAGCUGGAGCGUUGGGGUUCACACUUGGCUGGAGAAGAUGGUUCGUUUGCUGAGAGAUUUAGUCCCAGCUGAGAGGGGUUUUUUUUUGUCAU